GUGAAGGGAGGGAUCAGGAUGCAGGUAUAAAUCACACACUCACACUCUCUCUCACACCACAACCACGACGCUGAGACGAGGAGUCGACCGCACGCCUGCAUCAGGACACAAGAUAAUUAUUCUGUGAAUCAGGAAACAUGGUGGACAAGGUUUUCAAGAAGACCAGUGGUAACGGUCAGCUCACUCUGUACCUGGGAAAGAGGGAUUACAUUGAUAAUGUGGACAGCGUGGAGUCUGUUGAGGGUGUGGUGAAGAUUGACCCCAAAGACCUGGGGGACAGGAAAGUGUGGGUCCAGCUGUGCUGUGCGUUUCGCUACGGUAACGAGGACCUGGACGUGAUCGGGCUGAUUUUCAGGAAGGACAUCUGGAUUAAUCACAUUCAGCUUUAUCCUGACGCUGGACACAAACCCCAGCUCACUGACAUGCACAACACACUGCUGAAGAAAGCUGGAGAGCAAGCGUACGCCUUCACCUUCAACAUCCCAGCUAAUCUUCCAUGUUCCAUCACACUGCAGCCCGGACCUGACGAUCAGGGGAAGAAGCCCUGCGGUGUGGACUUUGAGGUGAAAGCGUAUGUAGCUAAACAGGCCGAAGAUCCGAACGAGAAAAUCGAUAAAAAGGACACGUGCCGUCUGGUUAUCCGUAAGUCACAGUAUGCUCCGGUGAACACAGGAACCGGACAGAGAGCAGAACUCUGUAAGAGCUUCAUGCUGUCAGACAAACCGCUGAUGCUGGAGGCGUCUCUGGAGAAAGACAUUUAUUAUCACGGAGAAACAAUUCCUAUUAAAGUGAAGGUAAAGAACGACACCAGCAAAGUGGUGAACAAAGUCAGAAUCACUGUCGAGCAAACGACAGACGUGAUUCUUUACUCUGCUGAUAAAUACACUAAAUGUGUUCUGAAUGAAGAGUUCGCGGAGACGGUGGAGGCGAACUCAACGUUUGAGAAAGUUUUCCGCAUCACACCGCUGCUGGCUCAGAACAGAGAGAAGCGAGGACUCUCUGUGGACGGAAAACUAAAAUAUGAGGACACAAACCUGGCGUCCACCACCCUUGUGAGGCCGGGGAUGGACAAAGAGAUUUUGGGAAUCUUGGUGUGUUAUAAAAUCACGGUUCAUCUGCUGGUGUCUGGAGGAGGGCUGUUGGGAGGUCUGACUGGCAGUGAUGUGGCAGUGGAUUUGCCGCUGACUCUGAUGCACCCCAAACCCACAGCAUGAGUGAAGUGCUCAGGAGUGAACACAGACCCCUCGUGUUGUUUCCUCACACAACAACAUGGAGAAAACAUGAAGCUCUGUCGCCUAGGAAGUACCAAAGUACCGAAGUACCGAAGUACCAAAGUACCGAAGUACCAUAGGAGCAGAGUACUGUAGACAUGAUUCAGUGACUCAGUUCUGUAACUUAGUGUUUAACAGGAAUGUGGAGGUUUUAGUACCACUUUCUCCUGUAACGCAUCUUAAUGUGCUUUUGUCUUUGUAGAAGUUUGAAAGUGAAAUGUGACUGUAAUUGUGUAAUUGUAGUAAAAAUCCUUGUGUGAUUUCUCAUUUAGCUUAAAUAAAGGUGAUGAGUGAAACACCAGUACCAAAUAAAAACAUAUAAAACCCAAAA
Molecule: messenger RNA, 1602 nt
Organism: Pangasianodon hypophthalmus (striped catfish)
Lineage: Eukaryota; Metazoa; Chordata; Actinopteri; Siluriformes; Pangasiidae
Gene: arr3a
Product: arrestin 3a, retinal (X-arrestin)
Exons: 16
Coding region: 138-1214 (358 amino acids)
Biological process (GO): G protein-coupled receptor internalization; signal transduction; visual perception
Molecular function (GO): G protein-coupled receptor binding
Source: RefSeq, a predicted model, not a curated record